Molecule: messenger RNA, 681 nt
Organism: Camelina sativa (false flax)
Lineage: Eukaryota; Viridiplantae; Streptophyta; Magnoliopsida; Brassicales; Brassicaceae
Molecular function (GO): enzyme inhibitor activity
Source: RefSeq, a predicted model, not a curated record
CCGUGAUCAUUUCUUUCCAACUUUUUUACGAAAAUGGCGAGCCGCAACACAAUUCAGAUGCACCUCACGACUAUCAUCGCAAUCGUGAUCCUCCUCGCGGCAAGCCAAGCGACAGAAGCCCGUUUUACAAAACUAUGCGCUAAAACUGCAUACCCAACCUUGUGUCGACCGCUGGUGAAAGGGCCAAACCCGAGACGAGCCACACACAGCACGAUCCGAGCCUUGGAGGCUAAGACUAACUUGGCGCUUGCAGCCUCUGCAAGGUACAAAAACGGAAAUCCAACUGUUGCGAUUUGCUAUGCGACUCUUGUAGAUGCAUCCUUCAAUCUUAGGAACGCAAGAAAGAGCAUUAGGAAAAGAAAUGUUAUGUCGCUAAAAAUGUUUUUGACUGCGGCUGUGUCAGAUUACGGGGUUUGUGUUAACGGGUUCAUAGAUUCACGUCAAGUCAACAGAGUUCAGAACGCUGUGGAUGAGCUCAGGAAGAUUGGGACGAACUGCUUGUUGCUUGCUACAAUGAUAAGGUGAUCGAGCCACAAAAGAAGGAAACAUACAAACUAAUUCCUCAAAAAAACUGACAGAAAAAAGGCUUAAACUUAAUUAUGUAAAUGUUCUUUUCUAGUUUUCAGAGGGUGUUCUUAGUCAACAAAAUCAACCGUGUAAUGUAAUUAUAAUAGAACGUUU